GAGUGGUACUUCCCACCAGGAAGGGGAUGGAGACAUUUAUUUUCCUUAGUAAAUCAGAAGGAUGCUGAUUAAAACACCCAGGAUGGCGUGAUUGUGGAAGCAGCGAGUGGAGCAGGAGGAAAGAAGUCCAAAAGGAUCCAAAGUCAUGACAUAUUAAUGCCUGGAAAUGUCUGGAGCUGCCGGCACGGGAAGGAGGAUGAAUAAUUCAGACCAGACAGGAUUUCCCUGGCAAGGUCGAGCCUUGUGAAAGGGGAGGCUUUGGAGAGAGCAGCAUCCUGUUCUCCUGGUGUUGUGCAGAGAGAUCCAUCCAGAGGGAUAAGGUGACUUCCAGCCCUGGCCAGCCCUUCGGAAGAGGAUUAUUUUGGAUCCGUCGGCACCGCGGCUGCUCCGGCGGGACACGGCACCGCCGGGAGGGUUCAGCUGGAAUCUCUGAUGCCAAAUGAAUUCCAAGUCUGCUUUUCAGCUCCGCUGGUGAAUCCCAGAGGGAUGGGCAGCCGUGAGCAGGGCAAGGAGGGAGCGCAGCCGUAGGCACAGAGCUCCCGAUCCCAACAAUUCCCCGGGAUUGCUCACAAAAUGCCUUGAACGUGGAGCCCGGGCUGGAAGAUGAAUGAUUCCCGGGAGGAUGGCAUGGAUUUAGGCAGCGACGCCGGCAGCAGCCGCUCCAGCUCGGAAUCCAACUCCAGCAAAGCCACGCCGUGCUCGGAGGGCAAGUCCUCGCCGUGCCCCAGCAGCCUGGACCUGGCGGCGCUGGAGGACUCGGAGGAGGACUCGGAGGAGGAGGACGGGGGGUCCCCGCCGUGCCCGCCGCGCUGCCCCGCCGCCCAUGGGCGCGGGUGCGGGUCCGUGCCCGCCGGUGCCCCCCGGCGCUCGGCCCGCCCGCACCCCCCGCCCCGCACCGAGCGGGGGGCGGCCGCGGGGCCGGCCGGGCGGAGGGGCGGCGGGGCGAGGCCCCCCCGGGAGCCGCAGCCCCCCGCGAUGGACUGGGCAGCCCUGGAGAGGCACCUGGCGGGGCUGCAGUGCCGGGAGCAGGAGAGAAACCCCCGCGCCAACCCCGCCUCGGCCCAGAAGAAUGAGCGGGAGUCCAUCAGGCAGAAGUUGGCCCUGGGCAGUUUCUUCGACGAUGGCCCAGGACUCUACACCAGCUGCAGCAAGAGCGGCAAGCCCAGCCUGUCAUCCCGAUUACAAAGUGGGAUGAACCUGCAGAUCUGCUUUGUGAACGACAGCGGCAGCGACAAGGACAGCGAUGCCGACGACAGCAAGACAGAGACCAGCCUGGACACGCCGUUGUCACCCAUGAGCAAGCAGAGCUCGUCCUACUCCGACAGAGACACGACAGAGGAGGAGUCAGAGUCCCUGGACGACAUGGACUUCCUCACCAGGCAAAAGAAACUCCAAGCUGAAGCCAAGAUGGCCUUGGCUAUGGCAAAGCCCAUGGCCAAAAUGCAGGUGGAGGUGGAAAAGCAGAACAGGAAGAAAUCGCCGGUAGCGGAUCUUCUGCCACAUAUGCCUCAUAUAAGUGAAUGCCUGAUGAAGAGAAGUUUGAAACCCACUGAUCUAAGAGACAUGACUAUCGGGCAGCUACAAGUGAUAGUCAAUGAUCUGCACUCACAGAUAGAAAGCUUGAACGAGGAGCUGGUGCAGCUGCUGCUGAUCCGGGACGAGCUGCACACGGAGCAGGAUGCCAUGCUGGUGGACAUCGAGGAUCUCACCAGGCACGCUGAGAGCCAGCAGAAGCACAUGGCAGAGAAGAUGCCGGCCAAGUGAAGCCGGGAACGCCGGGAGCAGAGCUGGAGAGAGCCCUCAUCCUGCUGCUGUCCGUGUCCCAGGAAUCCAGUGUUACUCCAUGACCAUGUCUGAAGCUUUAUGUCGGUGAUUGGCCUCUGCUUCUUAAUUUAUUUUAAUUUUUUUACUCGUGCCACUAAAUAUCAGGCAUUUUAAUAAUAUUAUUACAAAAAAAACCUGUACAGUACUUAUAACAUUAUAAAACCAUGGGCGAGAAGAGAGGGUAGUUUAACUUUAUUUUUGUUUGUUUAGAGAUUUUUUUUUGGUUGAAUGAUAUUUUUUCCCAUUGACUACUUUUUUAUU
Pipra filicauda (Wire-tailed manakin) is the source of this 2085-nucleotide messenger RNA. Its product is annotated as schwannomin-interacting protein 1. The record is from RefSeq and is a predicted model, not a curated record. NCBI's taxonomy places the organism in Eukaryota, Metazoa, Chordata, Aves, Passeriformes, Pipridae. The transcript is spliced from 8 exons. Bases 604 to 1764 code for a protein of 386 amino acids. Gene Ontology annotation, biological process: positive regulation of hippo signaling. Gene Ontology annotation, cellular component: cell junction; plasma membrane.